AUGUCAGACAUUCACAAGCACUCAUCCACGCCAGAGUUCGAUGUCUCACCAAUCCCUGAAGCCGUUGUGGUGGCCACUGAAGUGAUCCAAGGUGGCCCUCGCUUGGAGGUUGUACCACCCCUGGUUGAUGAGCAGCGGGAAGUUCGAGCUAAGAAAACACUAGUCUUGCCCAACAUGCCUGUCCGUUGUAGUCACUGA
This is a messenger RNA of Puccinia graminis f. sp. tritici CRL 75-36-700-3, 198 nucleotides long. RefSeq lists its product as uncharacterized. Bases 1 to 198 code for a protein of 65 amino acids. The record is from RefSeq and is a predicted model, not a curated record. Lineage: Eukaryota; Fungi; Basidiomycota; Pucciniomycetes; Pucciniales; Pucciniaceae. The transcript is spliced from 2 exons.